Lodderomyces margitis is the source of this 576-nucleotide messenger RNA. RefSeq names its product Sec63 complex subunit. The coding region runs from base 1 to 576 and encodes 191 amino acids. Gene Ontology annotation, biological process: post-translational protein targeting to membrane, translocation. Lineage: Eukaryota; Fungi; Ascomycota; Pichiomycetes; Serinales; Debaryomycetaceae. The transcript has a single exon. Gene Ontology annotation, cellular component: Sec62/Sec63 complex. The record is from RefSeq and is a predicted model, not a curated record.
AUGUCAGAAGAAACUCCAACCCCAACUCCAGAGCCCGAGUUGGUAAAGAUAUCCAUAUUCACCCCCUUGAUUUAUGUUGGAGUGGUGUUGACCAUAUUUGUGGUGUUUUCAAUUUUCUACAGGAGACAUAGACUAGCAAAAUUUCAACAAGUUGAACCUAUUUUCAAAGAGAACUAUAAUGCAAUCUUAUACCAACAGCUAAAGUCACAGUGUAAUGAUCCAGACUUACCAAAGGAUCAAAAACCACAUGAAAAAGUGAUGAAAGCCGCAUUGUUACGCAGAGGAGUUGAAGCUAUCAGAAGAAGCAUGAAAUUGAAAGAGAAUGAACCAGUAUUUAAUAAAUUAUAUCAAAAUGGACUGAUUGGUGAUGACAUGUUUAAGCAAUUAGAAUUUGAGGUAAAGUUCCAGGAGUUGGAAUUGAGAGAUAUUGUUGCCGAAGCUGAACAGUAUAAAAAAGGUUGGUCGCAAACAUUCUUCCCCUUGGCCCAAGAGAUCUGCUUUAAUGAAGCAUUGAGAAGAAGGUUGAAUGCAGUUGAUGAUAGAGCUGGAAAGUUAUCUGAACUUUGGGAUUUGUAG